AUGGUUUAUCUAUUCGACAUCCCUGCUUACUUUAUUGUCUUACGUGAAACGCUCGAAGUUACGAUCAUUCUUGCUGUACUCCUAGGAUUUAUUGACAAAUCCUUGCCUGGUGAUGAAAAUAUCACCUUAAGAAAGCAACUUAGAAAACAAAUAUGGAUCGGAUCUUUAUGCGGAUUAUUUGUGUCACUGCUCAUUGGUGCUGCUUUUAUUAUUGUUUUCUAUGUUAUUGCUAGAAAUUUAUGGGAAGAAAGUGAAGAUUCGUGGGAGGGCGCCUUUUCUCUUAUUGCCACCGUCGUUAUAACCAUAAUGGCAUUAACCAUGGUUCGCGUUCAGCAAUGGAAACUAAAAUGGGAAAAUAGACUCCAACAAGCGACCGAAGAAUAUCUCGAACGACAUGAUAAAGGGAACAAGUGGGCUUUAAUAUUACUACCUUUCACUGUCAUUUUACGUGAGUUAGUAGAAACAAUCGUAUUUAUUGCUGGGAUUGGUUACAAUCAAGCUGCCACUGGCCUUCCCAUCCCUGUCAUUACAGGCCUUGCAACUGGCUUUUUCAUAGGAUGGCUUAUAUAUAGAGGCUCUCAUACUUUUUCUCUUACCAUAUUUUUCGUUACCACAACUGUCCUAUUAUUAUUCAUUGCUGCCGGUCUUUUCUCCAACGCCGUUAGUCAUUUGAAUGAAGCCGUUGGCGGCAAACAAAUUGUUAUCUGGAGUUUAAAUUGUUGCGACCAAGAAACUGAUAACUUUUGGUCUAUCAUGAAUGCAAUAUUUGGAUGGAGAAAUCAAGCUACUGUUGAUUCAACUGUUAGCUAUUUUGUUUAUUGGCUUGUCGUCAUUAUUGCUGCUGUGAUAAUCUUGCUCCGCUCAAAGAAAGCAAAUAAACUCGAUACCAACGACACAACUGAACAAACCGAUACAACUGAACAAACCGAUACAACUGAGCAAAUCGAUACUAAUGAAAAAGACGCUGCACAACUCAACGCUGUUUAA
This is a messenger RNA of Dentiscutata erythropus, 987 nucleotides long. NCBI's taxonomy places the organism in Eukaryota, Fungi, Glomeromycota, Glomeromycetes, Diversisporales, Gigasporaceae. The record is from the annotation of a GenBank genome assembly.